Messenger RNA from Punctularia strigosozonata HHB-11173 SS5, 1663 nucleotides. RefSeq lists its product as uncharacterized. NCBI's taxonomy places the organism in Eukaryota, Fungi, Basidiomycota, Agaricomycetes, Corticiales, Punctulariaceae. The record is from RefSeq and is a predicted model, not a curated record. The coding region runs from base 1 to 1611 and encodes 536 amino acids. The transcript has 4 exons.
AUGCAUUCGUUCCCUCUGUGGGUCGUGAAGUUCGCCAUACUGGAACAAUGGGAAGAUGAGAACCCUGUGUUCCUGAACGGCGCCAGGGACGAAUUGGUCGAAUGGGAUGAGACCACGAGACGAUGGCGACACUUGGUCCUCGACCAUUACCGGUGGAUCCCGGCUGAAGAGCUAGAGAUCCGACCCUCAGACAACGAAGCAAAUGCUAUCAUCAGCCACAACUUCACGCUGCUACAUCGAGCGCAGCUCGUUCACCCGAACGUCGCGCAUCCGCCUAUGCGGGUUGGCGCGAUGCAGUCGCUAGCCUUUGGAGAGAGCCCACAACAAUUCAUACCACUGAAUCACGAACCAUCCGCUGCACCCCCCGACGCCGCGCCAGUCGUCCGAAGAAACCCGCCACGCGCAGCGCGAGCUCAGAAACGAACUCGGUCUCCCGACGUUGCCAAAGAAAGUCGCAAGCGUCGUCGCGGGGACGAUGUGCCGCCAGUGAAGACGACAGUAUCGCGCCCAUCAUCGGGGCCAAGGAGAAAGCGUACCAGACGUAUGGCGGCGGAAGUGCACAAGAUGCGGUGCGAGGCCGAAGACGCCCGGAGACUCGUCGCGGAGACGCAUGAGACGAUAACGCUAGCUGCUGCCAGUGUCAAGAACCUUGUACAGGACAUCGAUAUGAUCAGCGCCCAUCGCCCGACUCCAACCUUGCGCCAGGAGGCCUCGAGAAACAAUGCCGUUAUACCUACACCCAACUAUAUCGAUGGUGACGCCUCGCCUCAAGAUCUCAGACUGCCACAACCCGCGAUUCCGAAACCACCCAGUAUCAAGACGGGCAUCGCCGCCUCAAGACCGACACAGACCGUUGGUUCAACGGAUACCUGCGGGUUAUACUCCGCUACAGACAGCCGUGCUCUUGUCAAGGCCCUUUCUGACCGGGGGAACAUCGGUGGUUGCACAUGCCGACCGACUCUCGUACAAAGGAGACGCAUCGACAAAACGAAGUUCCUGCGGCCCAAAGUUCGCAUUGGCAUUGACGCGCAUGGUGUGCCGUUUCGAGACUGGGACGAACGUCCGUUGGAAGAGGAAGACGACGACGACGACGACGACGCAGGUGAGAUCCGAUGGCACAAGCGGGAGAGCAUCGUCAUCUCUAAACUCUACGAUCACGACCGCGGGUACGUUCUCGAGCCCACGCUGCCUGUAUCGCGUCGCCCGCGACGUCGCAGGGUGUUUGCAAAGCAGUUUAGAACCCAAUCUCGUCACAUAACUCCGGUGGUCUUCGACGCAUUGGAGGGGUGGCACGUAGAGAUGGGGCGAUGCGAGAACUGCCUCAUCAGGGCCAUGCGGUCGUUACCAUUGUGGGUUGUUGGCGUGAAGUCGACCCACCACGAGGGAUUUGAGGAUGGGUCGCCCGUCUUCGUCAAUGCCGCAAGGGACGAGAUGGUCGAAUGGGAUGCAGACAUUAGGGGAUGGCGACAUCUGAUACUCGACUAUUAUCGGUGGAUACCUGUCGAAGAACUGGAGGUCAGACCCUCCGACAGCGAGGCCAAUCCCAACAUUGUAAACGGGACGCGUAGCGUGCCCCUCCCGCUACCGGCAUGCAUUUUUUACGACGAUUAAUUAUAUUCUGUCUGUCGCUAGCGAUCUCGUCAUGUAAUAUUCACUGUAGAAC